Messenger RNA from Juglans microcarpa x Juglans regia, 1523 nucleotides. RefSeq names its product gibberellin 2-beta-dioxygenase 5-like. NCBI's taxonomy places the organism in Eukaryota, Viridiplantae, Streptophyta, Magnoliopsida, Fagales, Juglandaceae. Gene Ontology annotation, molecular function: dioxygenase activity. Bases 385 to 1392 code for a protein of 335 amino acids. The record is from RefSeq and is a predicted model, not a curated record. The transcript is spliced from 3 exons.
UGAAGUCUAAUCUAAUUACUAUAAACUAAUAAACCUAUUGACUAAUCUAUAAAGUAAGAAACUUUAGGCUGCCCUUUCAAUAUACGGCUAUUCAUAUUCUCCACGCAACUAUAUCGGCAAGACCAUCAAAUUUAGCAAACUGAUCAGAACCAGCUUUAGGAACUGUUCAAAGACUUUGUUCUCGAAGUUGCAGAGAGCCGUGAGUUGGAUCUAUAAGCCAAGGCAGGGCAGGACGGAGGACCCCGGAGGUAUGUGUCGCGAUAUGGGCUAAAGUGGACCCUGUCCUACAAUAAACUAAGCUUUCCAGAACUUUUUCUUUUUGUAUGUUUCUUCUUUGAAUUUUUAGCAUUACCAUAUUCUGGGUUGAAGUGCAGGAUUGAAAACAUGUCUGAAUCUGAAGUGAACUUUGAUUCCUACCCUCCGGUCUUUCGCCAGCUGAAGCAGCACACCCAGAACUUUGACACGGUUGGUGCUAUAAUCCAGGUCCCAGAUUCAGACCCUAUACCUGUCAUAGAUCUCCAAUGCUUAGACCUUGACCAGCUUGGGGAGGUUUGCAGAGAUUGGGGUCUUUUUCGUUUGGUCAAUCAUGGGGUUCCUCCAACCCUUCUGAGCCAACUUCAAGACCAUGCCAAGAAGCUUUUUUCUCUUCCCUUUGAAUCCAAGCAGGCCAUAUUUAGCAGCCCUUUGUCAUACUUUUGGGGCACCCCUGUCCUCACUCCUUCUGGUGCAGCGCUACAGAUAGGUCCCCAGAAUGUCAAUUGGGUUGAAGGGCUCAAUGCUCCUCUUCGUCAACUCUCGCAAUUGCAAGCUGAAGAUCCUGUACUUGCAUCUUUCAGACUGCUACUAGAAGAAUAUGGAAAGCACCUGUUGAGACUUGCUACAACCAUAUUCGAAGCUAUGGUGAUGAAACUCAAUCUAUAUUCAGAAGAAUCCAAGUCCAAUAUUCUAUCAGAAUCCACAGAAAUUGUUCGUGUUUAUCGCUACCCACAAUGCUUUGUGGCUAACUCUGCCUGGGGCAUGGACGUGCACACAGACAGCUCGGUUCUUUCCAUAUUGAACCAACACGAAGUGGGUGGCCUCGAAGUCCUCAAGGACAAGGAAUGGAUCCAAGUUAGACCUGUUUCCAACACACUAAUUGUCAAUCUUGGAGAUAUAAUGCAGGCAAUAAGUAAUGACGAAUACAAGAGUGUGGAGCACAGAGUGAAGGCAAGCAAAGAUAAAGAGAGGAUCUCAAUCUGCUACUUUGUGUUCCCAGGUGAAGGUACUGUGAUUCGAAGCGCGAAGUACAGGCCAUUUACAUACAGGGACUUCCGAGCACAAGUGCAAGAAGACGUUAAGAGCGUUGGGUUUAAGGUUGGGCUUGAAAGAUUCAAGCUUACUGAGACCUCUUGAGCAUGAUGGGCUUCAACGAUGUAUUGAGAAAAAUUAUAUUUUCAAACCGUUCUUUUUGCUUUGUUGAUGUAAUAGAGUUUAAUUUGUAAGAAUAUUUAAUUUUAUAUUUUUUUAUAAAUCAAAAUUUUCUA